AAGCUAACCUAUUUUUGACGUCAAAUCAAUGCAACGCGAUUUUACAUUAUCUAUACAUUUGAAACAAUUUUUGAGUCUAUGGAAAAAAUUGUUUGAAGUUUGAUUGGUAUUCAAUGCAAUUGCAGUUUUUACGUAUUUCUUGCAAUUUAUAUUAAUAAAACUGUUCAAAAAUGGCUCUGUACUGUGCAAUAUCGAACGAAGUCCCGGAGGUUCCCGUCGUGUCUCCCACGUCGGGAGCAGUGUUUGAAAAGCGUAUCAUAGAAAAAUAUAUAAUUGAGAAUGGCGUGGACCCCAUCAACGGCAAGGAGCUGAGGGUUGAGGACCUCAUUGAAAUAAAAACUCCAGCAAUAGUCAAGCCAAAACCACCGAGUGCCACUUCAAUCCCGGCCACUUUGAAGAGCAUGCAGGAUGAGUGGGAUGCCCUGAUGCUGCACACCUUCACACAACGGCAGCAGUUGCAGACAGCUAGACAGGAGCUGAGCCACGCGUUGUACCAACACGACGCGGCGUGUCGAGUAAUCGCGCGUCUCACAAAGGAGGUGACGGCCGCGCGUGAGGCCCUCGCUACACUCAAACCGCAGGCCGGCAUCGUCGCACCCCAGCCUGCACACCAGGCGGAGGCGGCGUCUGGGUUGUCGUCGGGCGCGGCGCCGGUGGGCAUGUCGGCGGAGGUGGUUGCGCGGCUGCAGGAUCGCGCCACCGCACUCACGCAAGAGCGCAAGCGGCGCGGCCGCACUGUACCCGAGGGACUCGUCUCUGCCGAUCAGAUACGAGGCUUCCUCACUCUUGCCUCACAUCCUGGUCUCCACUCAGCCAGUGUGCCAGGCAUUUUAUCUCUAGACAUCAACCCAUCGGACCACAGCAAGCUGCUGACAGGUGGCAACGACCGCAAUGCCACUGUCUUCAACAAGGAUACAGAGCAAGUGGUAGCCAUCCUGAAGGGCCACACCAAGAAGGUGACGCGCGUCAUAUACCACCCGGACGAGGACACCGUCAUCACAGCGUCGCCGGAUCACACUAUUCGUGUAUGGAAUGUGCCGACAUCUCAGACCACGGUGACACUGCGCUCUCACGACGGCCCGGUCACAGGUCUGUCGCUCCAUCCAACAGGGGAUUAUGUGCUGUCCACCUCCACCGACCAACACUGGGCCUUCUCCGACAUCCGUACUGGGCAGCUGCUCACUAAGGUCAGCGACUUCUCUGGUGUGAGCCUGACCACAGCGCAGUUCCAUCCCGACGGUCUCAUCUUCGGUACGGGAACAGAGAACUCGCAAGUGAAGAUCUGGGAUUUGAAGGAACAAAGCAAUGUGGCAAACUUCCCUGGACACGUGGGUCCAGUGACGUCGAUAUCAUUCUCAGAGAACGGUUACUACCUCGCCACUGCGGCUGAGGACGCGUGCGUCAAACUCUGGGACUUGAGGAAACUAAAGAACUUCAAAACAAUUCAGCUGGAAGAGAACUACGCCAUCAAGGAACUGUGCUUCGACCAGAGCGGCACGUACCUGGCCAUCGCGGGUACAGACGUGCGAGUGUACCUGUGCCGCCAGUGGCAGGAGCUGAAGGUGUUCAACGACCACACAGCGUCGGCGACGGGCGUACGGUUCGGCAAAAACGCGCAGUACAUCGCCUCUACGAGCAUGGACAGGACGCUCAAACUCUACGGCAUAGAAUAGGAAUAGACUUAGGUUUAGGGUUAAGGAUGCUCGUGUUUGUGGAUGAGUGAGGGACUGCGUGGGUGCUACUAGAAGCUCCCGGAGGAUUUUACACGAAAUAUGUCUAUGGCUAGUGGCGUGCUUGCCUCUGAAUGUCGAUUUAUAUUGAUUUCAGACAGUCAAAAUGAAUUAUAAAUAUUCUUCAUUUUUGCAAAAAUAAAAAAUAAAAAUUAUGAGUGAAUAUUUCAUUUGAUCAUGUAUUCUCAAUACUUCUCUAGCAUAUAAGUCGAUGCCUAUUACAAUUGUUGUAAAUUUGUAAAUCAAGGUGUUUCGAUAUUUAUACAUUUCAUGACAAUUCGACCACGAAAGUGAAGUUUACUCAGAAAAUCUGUAGUAACAUUUGCAUAAAGCAUCGGCAAAGUACAAUUGAAUUAAGAUUUUAUUUGAUAUUUAAACUUGGCAUUAAAAAAAUAUUCUCCAUAUCAGAGUUAUCCCAUUAUCAUAAUGAGUGUGCCAUCCACAGAAUUUCAUUCAUGAACACGAGUAAAAUCAAAUUUAAUAAUGACAAAAUAAUUAUAAGCCUAGAGAAGAAUAAAAACCCAAGCUAACUUAAGUUGAGGAGAUACUGACUCAUUCCCGUAAUUAAAUUUAAUAAUGCGUCAAUUUUAGCGUAUUUGCUGGCUUCUAUAAACAUGUGCUAUUACAAAUAUGAUUGUAACUGAAUAUUCAUAUCCAUUUUGGUCUUAUAAAAAUUUUGUUUGAGUUAUUCUGAGGAGUAUACACUUAUGUAAAAAAAUCUUGAUAUGCAUUCAAAAUACUUGGUGCUCUAAUAAUGUAACUUACAUCUACACGUAACGAGACUAACGGUGAAUAGAAAUAUAGUUAUGAAAGCUAAGUAUAAUAGAAAAAAAAAAUUAAUGUCAUGAAAUUGGCAAAAAAAAAUUGGAGAAUUGAAUAAAUUUAGAAUAAAUUAAUUAAACUUUGGUUAAGACCAUAUGCGGAUUCAGCAAGGUGCCCUUGGGGAUAUAUUAUUAUAGUUUUAAGUGUGUUUGUAUAGGAACCCUUGGCCAAUUUUUAUAUGAUUAAAUGUGUUUAAAUAAAGAUAUGAACAUGCUUGC
Manduca sexta (tobacco hornworm) is the source of this 2770-nucleotide messenger RNA. It is a transcript of the gene Prp19, whose product is annotated as pre-mRNA-processing factor 19. The transcript is spliced from 7 exons. The record is from RefSeq and is a predicted model, not a curated record. Gene Ontology annotation, cellular component: Prp19 complex; cytoplasm; U2-type catalytic step 1 spliceosome. Lineage: Eukaryota; Metazoa; Arthropoda; Insecta; Lepidoptera; Sphingidae. The coding region runs from base 171 to 1673 and encodes 500 amino acids. Gene Ontology annotation, biological process: DNA repair; mRNA splicing, via spliceosome; protein ubiquitination. Gene Ontology annotation, molecular function: ubiquitin protein ligase activity; protein binding.